This is a messenger RNA of Quercus robur (English oak), 3193 nucleotides long. RefSeq names its product FT-interacting protein 3-like. Lineage: Eukaryota; Viridiplantae; Streptophyta; Magnoliopsida; Fagales; Fagaceae. The coding region runs from base 596 to 2908 and encodes 770 amino acids. The record is from RefSeq and is a predicted model, not a curated record. The transcript has 3 exons.
ACACAGGCCCUCUUUCUGUGUUCAUUAUAGAGAUUCAGUCUUUCACAGAUCUCAGUCCCCACAUACACAGUUACCUACUUUCUAUUAGCCAACACUUCAGCUUCCUUAUCUUCACCUUCCAUAUUUUUUAUUGUUCUAAUAAAACCAUAGAUUUUCAUUGCUGCACAUUGAAGAAAGCUCUUUCUCUCCCACUGUGUCAGUAGAUCUGCUAGUUGUCAAAUAUCAACUUCUCACCCAUUUUCUCAAAGUUCAUUCUAACAAAUGUUGUUGCACUUUCAAAUUCAAAUCUUUCAAGGAGAUACGCUAAGUGUUACUCUAUUACUUUGUUGUGUGCUGGAAUUGAUUAGCUUCUUUUUUCCUUCAAUUCCUUCCUUUCUUGGUUCAUAACAAUUACAGUAGCCUACUUCCUCUGUCUCUUUGGUAUCUUUUGAAGUCAUCCUAUGUGUAAAAUUGGGAAUUUGGGUCAUUGAAAAAUUUGAGUUUUCAUUGAUAGUCAUAUAAGUUCUGUAACUCCUUAUUUUGCUUCAAGAUUUUGGUCUGAAAAUCCCAAUUUUCUGCAUCCCCUCUGGUUUAUCAGUGUAAAAUUGAAAAAAAAAUGCAGAAGCCACAGCAACCUAUAGAAUUUGCUCUUAAGGAGACCUCGCCCAAAAUUGGCGCGGGUGCAGUCACUAGUGAUAAGCUGUCUUGUACGUAUGACCUUGUUGAGCAAAUGCAGUACCUUUAUGUUCGUGUUGUCAAAGCCAAGGAUUUGCCUGGUAAAGAUAUUACUGGUACUUGUGAUCCCUAUGUCGAAGUGAAACUUGGAAAUUACAAGGGAGUUACUAAACAUUUUGAGAAGAAGUCCAACCCUGAAUGGAAUCAUGUUUUUGCUUUCUCAAAAGAACGAAUUCAAGCUUCGGUUUUGGAAGUGGUGCUGAAGGAUCAUGAUGUUGUGCUGGAUGAUUUCAUGGGCAGGAUUAUGUUUGAACUCAAUGACAUCCCGAAACGUGUUCCACCAGAUAGCCCAUUGGCGCCACAGUGGUAUAGACUGGAGGAUCGGAAGGGCGAUAAGGUUAAAGGAGAGCUGAUGCUGGCUGUUUGGAUGGGAACUCAAGCGGAUGAGGCAUUUCCUGAUGCAUGGCAUUCAGAUGCUGCCACUGUUGGCCCUGAAGGUGUUGCAUUAAUUCGAUCAAAGGUGUAUCUUUCCCCCAAGCUUUGGUAUGUGAGGGUCAAUGUGAUUGAAGCUCAAGACUUGGUACCUAGUGAUAAAACUAGAUACCCUGAAGUUUUUGUGAAGGCUAUUCUUGGAAAUCAGGCAUUGAGGACUAGAACAUCACAAAUUAAGGGUAUCAAUCCCAUGUGGAAUGAGGACUUACUCUUUGUUGUUGCUGAACCAUUUGAGGAACACUUGAUUCUGACUGUGGAAGAUAGGGUGGGAUCAAACAAAGAUGAAAUCUUGGGGAAGUGUGUGAUUCCUUUGCAUAAUAUACAGAGGAGGUUAGACCAUAAGCCUGUGAACACUAGGUGGUUUAACCUUGAGAAGCAUAUGAUUGUAGAAGGGGAGCAGAAGAAGGAGACUAAAUUUGCAAGUAGGAUUCAUUUGAGGCUAUGCUUGGAUGGUGGGUACCAUGUUUUGGAUGAAUCUACACACUAUAGUAGUGAUCUCAGGCCAACAGCAAAGCAAUUGUGGAAGUCCAGCAUUGGGAUUUUGGAGCUGGGGGUUAUAAGUGCUCAUGGGUUGAUGCCAAUGAAGACGAAAGAUGGCCGUGGAACAACAGAUGCUUUCUGUGUAGCUAAAUAUGGGCAGAAAUGGGUCCGGACAAGGACAAUUGUGGAUAGCUUCAUGCCAAAGUGGAAUGAACAAUACAUUUGGGAGGUUUUCGACCCAUGUACUGUCCUUACAAUAGGUGUAUUUGAUAAUGGUCAUAUACAUGGAGGGGGUAAGGAUUCAAGAAUUGGGAAGGUGAGGAUUCGGCUAUCAACCCUUGAAACUGAUAGGGUUUACACACACUCAUAUCCACUUCUGGUCCUACAUCAUCCUUCAGGGGUGAAGAAGAUGGGUGAAAUUCAAUUGGCUGUGAGAUUCUCAUGCUCAUCUUUGAUUAAUAUGUUGCAUAUAUAUUCACACCCAUUGUUGCCAAAAAUGCACUACAUUCAUCCCUUGUCUGUUAUUCAGCUUGAUAGCUUGAGGCACCAGGCUACGCAAAUUGUUUCCAUGAGACUGAACCGUGCUGAACCACCAUUGAGGAAAGAGGUGGUGGAAUAUAUGCUAGAUGUGGAUUCACAUAUGUGGAGUAUGAGGAGGAGCAAAGCUAACUUUUUCAGAAUUAUGGGAGUUCUAAGUGGGUUGAUUGCUGUUGGAAAAUGGUUUGAUUCAAUCUGCCAUUGGAAGAACCCUCUUACAACCGUUCUAAUUCACAUCCUUUUUAUUAUAUUAGUCCUUUAUCCUGAACUCAUACUUCCAACUAUAUUUCUGUACCUUUUUUUGAUUGGAAUUUGGAACUACCGAUGGAGAGCUCGACACCCUCCUCACAUGGACACACGGCUGUCACAUGCUGAUGCUGUUCAUCCUGAUGAACUCGAUGAAGAGUUUGAUACAUUCCCUACUUCCAAGCCAGCAGAUACAGUUAGGAUGAGAUAUGAUCGAUUGAGAAGUAUUGCAGGGAGGGUUCAGACAGUGGUAGGUGACAUGGCUACUCAAGGGGAAAGGUUUCAAUCUCUGCUCAGCUGGAGAGAUCCAAGAGCGACCACUUUAUUCGUUACCUUUUGUUUCAUUGCUGCCAUUGUUCUCUAUGUUACUCCAUUCCAAGUUAUUGCCCUACUCACAGGAUUGUAUGUCUUAAGGCAUCCCAGGUUCCGCCAUAAACUUCCUUCCGUGCCACUCAACUUCUUCAGAAGGUUACCUGCAAGAUCGGACAGCAUGUUAUGAUAUAUCAUAUAUGAGUACGAAUAGCCUCCAAAGCUCUAGUCUCCCCACUAUCAAUGUUUCUCAUAAAAUUUGUGAAGAUAUAUAUUGCAGCAGGUAGAGCAGCAAAGAAUGAAUCUUUCUUUCAUUAAUAUUAGUUGGCUGUGGGUACAUGGUCCUGAUAGUUUGUAAUUUUCCUCAGUUUGUUAUUUAAUUGUCCAUUGGGAUUAAUGAAUUUUGAUUUCUAAGUUUCAAUUUGAAUAUAAUUGAUGUAUAAUCAUCACCUAAUAUAUGCACGUUGCUUCCCAA